GAACUGGGCAGGUGGUGGGCAGCGCAGGAUUUUGACAACAACUAACGGCGACGGUGCCGCCGCAGGGUCUAUGGCCGAGGCGGUGAAGCCCCUGCGCCGGGCCAAGGCCAAGGCAAGCCGGACUAAAACCAAGGAAAAGAAGAAAUAUGAAACCCUUCGGAGGGAAGAGUCUGAUGAAGUCUCCCUUCCAAAACCCUCCAGAGAGCUGGAAAUCCCUCCUCCAGCUUGUGAAUUCAAAGGAGAACAACUGAAGGUGUUAACUGAUUCCCAGUUCCCGAAUGAUGCCAGUGGACAAAAUGAGAGUGAAAUGUUUGAUGUACCACUCACCUCCUUAACUAUAAGCAAUGAAGGGUCCCUGAUGUGUAACGCAGAGACCCUAAAGGAAGGGGAGGAGAUCACAGCCUGUAUUGGGGAUGAUGCAGGCCAGCUGAAGGUUGAUCCUGGAGACAAUGUUGGAGCCAAAGUAGAAACCCCCAAGAACUUUACAGAAUUAGAGGAAAAUAAAUUGGUACAAUGUGGACCUUCUGAAAGCACACUGCAAUCUAAUUUUUCUUAUACUCAGCAGGAAAUAGAAAAUUUACAAGUCAUAGAAAUUCAGAGUAGGAAAGAAGACAACCAAGCCUUGAGUCUUUCUUCAGAGGUGCUACAAAGUGUUGGCUUGCAGAGUUCUUGUGAAGCCAAAGACAUUUUUCAGUCACCUAGAGUGAAAAAACUGUAUCCUCAGUUGCCAGCUGAAAUUGCUGGAGAAGUGCCAGCUUUGGUGGCAGUGAAACCCUCACUUCGUAAUGAGCGACUCUACCCGGAGCUCCCAUCUCAACCUGAACUAGUACCAUUUACUAAAGAACAGCUGAAAACCUUUGAGCCUGGUUCAUGGCUAGAAAAUGUUGAGUCAUACUUAGAAGAAUUUGAUGGCAUGGCUCAUCAGGACAGGCAUGAAUUUUAUGAGUUGCUUUUGAACUACUCACGAUGUAGGAAGCAGUUGCUGCUGGCUGAAGCUGAGCUGCUUGCUCUAACGUCUGAUUGCCAAAAUGCUAAAAGUCGACUAUGGCACUUUAAGGAUGAACAGUUGUCUGUACAGGGUAUCUGUGCAGAUCAAGUGAAAGUUUCAGGCUAUCAUCGCUACCAAAGAGUAGAGAUGAAUGAAAAUGCACUGGGGGAGCUAAAGAAGCUAUUUGAUGCCAAAUCUGAGCACCUCCACCAGACCCUGGCUCUGCAUUCUUACACCUCUGUGCUCUCGAGGUUGCAAGUGGAGUCUUACAUCUAUGCAUUACUCAAUAGUUCAGCUGUUCUGAGAUCUUUAGCAAUUCAUCAGCAAGGCAAAGCUUCUAAACAGACAGAAAGCAUUCCCUCUGAUCUGUGUCAGCUAAAGGAGUGCAUUAGUGUCUUAUUCAUGUUCACUAGGAGAGUUAAUGAAGAUACUCAGUUCCACGACGAUAUUCUUCUCUGGCUGCAGAAAUUGGUAUCAGUGUUACAAAGAGUUGGCUGUCCUGGAGAUCACCUCUUCCUUCUAAACCAUAUUCUUCGAUGCCCGGCUGGCGUUAGUAAAUGGGCUGUUCCUUUCAUCCAGAUCAAAGUGUUGAAUAACCCAUCAGGGGUCUUUCAUUUUAUGCAGUCCCUUGCCCUGCUAAUGUCUCCUGUCAAAAAUCGAGCAGAGUUCCUGUGCCACAUGAAGCCCAGUGAGUGGAAGGCGGCCUCCUCGGGGCCUGCAUCUGGGACGUGGACACUAGUAGAUGAGGGAGGAGAAGAGGAUGAAGACCCUGAGACCAGUUGGAUUCUCCUUAAUGAAGAUGACUUGGUUAUCCUUUUAUCACAGUUUCCAUUUCAUGAACUCUUUCAAUAUCUUCUUGGGUUUAAAGCAAAAGGUGAUUAUUUACCUGAAACAACAAGACCUCAAGAAAUGAUGAAAAUUUUUGCCUUUGCUAACUCGUUAGUGGAACUUCUGGCUGUGGGGUUAGAAACCUUUAACAGAGCACGCUAUAGGCAGUUUGUGAAGCGAAUUGGUUAUAUGAUCAGGAUGACCCUUGGUUAUGUGAGUGACCAUUGGGCACAGUAUGUGAGCCACAACCGAGGCUUGGGAUUGGCUCUGCAGCCCUACUCCGUAGAGAAACUACAGGUUGAAUUUGAUGAGCUCUUUUUGAGAGCUGUCCUACAUGUGCUGAAAGCCAAACGACUUGGCAUUUGGCUGUUUAUGUCGGAAAUGCCCUUUGGGACACUGUCAGUCCAGAUGCUCUGGAAGCUCUUCUACCUCAUGCACCAGGUGGAGAGUGGGAAUCUGGAGAAGCUCUACACCACCCUCACGCCUGCUGAGUGCAAGAAGCAACUCCAAGACCCAGAACAUUUUGUGAACUUUGAGAAGUGUCUUUCUUCCAUGAAUAGCUCGGAAGAGAUUUGCCUUUUGACUACAUUUGCUCAGAUGGCUCAAGCCAGAAGAACCGAUGUGGAUGAAGACUUCAUAAAAAUUAUUGUUCUGGAGAUAUAUGAGGUAUCUUAUGUCACCCUGUCCACCAGAGAGACUUUUUCAAAGGUUGGUCGAGAGCUUUUAAGAGCCAUCACAGCUGUUCACCCUGAGAUAAUUUCUAUCAUUCUGGACAGAGUUCAGGAUACCAUUGACCAGGUUGGAAUGGUUUCUUUAUACUUGUUUAAAGAACUGCCUUUGUAUCUUUGGCAACCAUCUGACUCUGAGAUAGCUGUGAUUCGAGAUUGGUUAUUGAAUUAUAACCUGACAAUGGUGAAGAAUAAAUUAGCCUGUGUGAUUCUAGAAGGACUCAAUUGGGGAUUUGCUGAACAGGGUACCCUUCAUCUGCAUCAAGCAGUCCAUGCUGAAGUGGCUUUAAUGAUUCUUGAAGCAUAUCAGAAAUACCUUGCACAGAAGCCGUAUGCUGGGCUUCUUUCUGAAAGUAUGAAGCAGGUUUCAUAUUUGGCCAGUAUUGUUCGCUAUGGAGAGACACCUGAGACCUCAUUUAACCAAUGGGCCUGGAACUUGAUCUUGAGGUUAAAACUGCACAAAAACGAUUAUGGAAUACAACAGAAUUGUCCAGCUGUUCCCUUCUCCAGCACUGUGCCUGACAUGACAGAGUCACCCACGUUUCAUCCUCUCUUGAAGGCUGUUAAGGCGGGCAUGCCCAUUGGCUGUUAUCUGGCCUUAGCUAUGACGACUGUGGGCCACAGCAUUGAGAAGUUCUGUGCAGAAGGCAUCCUGCUGUUGGGAAUUCUGGUCCAGUCGAGGCAUUUGAGAACGGUGGUCCAUGUCCUCGAUAAGGUUCUGCCUUUGUUCUACCCUUGCCAGUAUUACCUUCUGAAGAAUGAGCAGUUUCUGUCACACCUCCUCUUGUUCCUACACUUGGACAGCGGUGUCCCUCAGGGUGUCACGCAGCAGGUCACCCACAAGGUGGCACAGCACCUGACGGGAGCCAGCCAUGGGGACAACAUGAAGCUUCUCAACAGCAUGAUCCAGGCCCACAUAUCUGUCAGCACUCGGCCCAAUGAAGUGGGCCCCGUUGCCGUAUUGGAGUUCUGGGUUCAGGCUCUUAUAAGCCAACAUCUUUGGUACCGAGAACAACCUAUCCUCUUCCUCAUGGAUCACUUGUGUAAAACAGCUUUUCAGCUGAUGCAGGAAGACUGUGUGCAGAAAUUACUCUACCAGCAACAUAAGAAUGCUUUGGGUUACCACUGUGACCGGAGUCUGCUCUCUUCUUUGGUGAGCUGGAUUGUGGCAGGCAACAUCACUCCCUCCUUCGUGGAGGGCUCGGCCACGCCCACUCAGGUCUGGUUUGCAUGGACAGUCUUGAACAUGGAAUCCAUCUUUGAAGAAGACUCUCAGCUCCGAAGAGUUGUUGAAGGGGAAUUGGUUAUAAACUCUGCAUUUUCCCCUGACCAAGCUCUGAAGAAAGCCCAGGCCCAGCUGAAGCUCCCCAUCGUCCCUUCCCUCCAGAGGCUGCUGAUUUAUCGUUGGGCCCACCAGGCUCUCGUCACACCUUCUGAUCACCCUCUUCUGCCGCUCAUUUGGCAGAAGUUCUUCCUCCUGUAUCUUCACCGCCCAGGACCACAAUAUGGGUUACCCAUAGAUGGUUGUAUUGGAAGAAGGUUUUUUCAAAGUCCUGCUCAUAUCAAUUUGUUGAAAGAAAUGAAGAGGCGCCUUACUGAGGUGGCUGACUUCCACCACGCUGCGAGCAAGGCCCUUCGCAUUCCAGCAGAGGGCAGCGAAGGGCCGCCGGCGAGCCAGGCCGGCACCCCUGCUUACUUGACUUCCCCAGAGCUGCACACGGAGCUCGUGAGGCUCUUCAAUGUAUACAUAUUAUGGCUAGAAGAUGAGAAUUUUCAAAAAGGAGAUACGUAUAUCCCUUCUCUACCAAAGCAUUAUGAUAUUCACAGGCUAGCAAAAGUGAUGCAGAAUCAGCAGGAUCUGUGGAUGGAGUAUUUGAACAUGGAGCGCAUACAUUAUGAGUUUCAGGAAACCAUUGGUCUGUGGAUGCAGGCCAAGCUUGAGUCUCAUUCUACACACUGCAGUUUGUCAGUGCAGCUGGACUUCACUGAUCCUUUGUUGGCUAAAGAAAGGGUUUUAAGUAACUUGCGGAAGCACAAGGCUCCCCAGCCCCCCCUUGUUCUGCACCCAGUGAGGCCUCCUGUGCCAGUUAUUUCCUCAUCCUCACUACUGAGUCAGAAGGAUGCCACCCAGCUGGUGCGCACAGACCUGAAUCUGUUGCAACAGCAGGCCAGAAUUGCGGCUCUUUGGGAAUCUCAGCAGGUUGCCCUGGAUAGUGAGCUGUUGGACACGAUGCCCAAACAAUAUAUUAAUCGAGAAGAACAGACCACACUACAUUUGGAGUGUAGAGGCAGUAGUGGUAAGAAGUGCCAAGGAGCAGCAGUUGUAUCAGUUCAGUUUGAAGGUAUGCAUAAGAAUGAAGCGAUAAGCCAACAGCUUCAUGUUCUGCGAAAAGAAGUAAAGCAGUUGCAAGCAGAAGCUGCCAAACCACCGUCACUUAAUAUUGUGGAAGCUGCCGUGCAUGCAGAAAAUUUGAUCACGGCCUUAGUGAAUGCCUAUAAGUUGCAGCCUACCCCUGGGGUCCAGAAGGUUGGCAUUAACCUCUUCUUUACUGUUGUGGAUUAUGUCAGCGAUGAGACGCAGCGUCAUCCUCCCACAAGGCAGUUCUUUACUUCAUGCAUUGAGAUCUUGGGACAGGUGUUUAUCAGUGGCACUAAAUCAGAAUGCAGAAAAGUACUUCAGACCAUCCUGAAGAACAGAAGGCUCUGUUCUCUCUUGUCUCCUUUCUUCACUCCCAGUGCUGCACCUGCAGAGUUCAUACAGCUGUACGAGCAAGUGGUGAAGUUUCUGAGUGAGGACAACAGUGAUAUGAUUUUCAUGCUGCUAACCAAAUUCGAUCUUAAGCAAUGGUUAAACGCCACUAAACCUCCUCUGUCUGAUCGUACCAGGCUUCUGGAGUCCAUUCAUUUGGCGCUUACUGCCUGGGGCCUUGAACCAGAAGAAGAUAUUUUGAUGCCGUUUAAUCUUUUCUGUAAGCACUGGACUUACCUUCUUCUCUACCAAUUCCCUGACCAGUACAGUGACAUUCUCAGGCUGCUGAUGCAAAGCUCUGCUGAGCAGCUGCUGAGCCCUGAGUGUUGGAAAGCCACUCUGAGAGCCCUGGGCUGCUGCACCCCACACUGCCGGCAGGGGGCAGCGUCUGCCGAGAGCACGGUGCUUCAAAGCUCUCCAGAUGUCCUCUUGUCAGACAAGCAGGUAAUGGAGACUAUACAAUGGCUCUCAAACUUUUUUUAUAAACUUCGAUUAUCCACACUGGACUUUAAAAGCUUUGGUUUAUUCUCAAAAUGGAGUCCUUACAUGGCUGAUAUGAAGACAUUCUUGGGCUAUCUUUUAAAAAGGCUGCUUGACUCAGAAAUGGCCUGCUUGGCCCAAGACCCAUCUGCCAGCAGCAAAAUAGUGCUGAGAUCCUUACAUUCAGUAAUCAUUCAGCUCUUUAAACCAUGGAUCCUGGUUUUAGAGGACAAUGAAAGCAGCCAGCGACAUUACCCCUGGCUGGAGAGUGAUGCCGUGGUGGCCUCAAGCAUUGUGCAGCUAUUCACUGACUGCAUUGACUCGUUGCACAAGGGUUUUAAAGAUAAGCUGUUGCCAGGUGAUGAAGGAGCCCUUCGGUUACACCUGAUGCAUUAUUGUGAAGCAUGUACAGCACCCAAAAUGCCAGAGUUCAUUCUGUACGCUUUUCAUAGUGCCUACCAGAAACUCCCGUGGAGGGACCUGCACCCUGACCAGAAGCUCAUGGAGGCCUUCUUCAAAGUGGAACGAGGAAGCCCCAAGAGCUGCUUCUUGUUUUUGGGGUCUGUCCUCUGUGAAGUCAAUUGGGUCAGUGUGCUCUCUGAUGCCUGGAGUCCUAGUCCCCAUCCAGAGACUCGGAGCAUGAUUGUCUGCCUCCUUUUCAUGAUGAUUUUAUUGGCAAAGGAAGAUCAACUGGUAGACCAAACAGAUUCACCUCUACUUAGUCUCCUUGGACAAACGAGCUCCCUUUCAUGGCAUCUUGUGGAUACUGUGUCCUACCAGAGUGUGCUAGGUUAUUUCAGCAGCCAUUACCAGCCAUCCAUCAUCCUGGCAAAGGAACCUUCUGCCGAAUUAAUUGUGAAGCUCCUGAAAGUGUCUGCAGGCCUUUCCGUUCCUACUGACAGCCAGAAACAUCUUGAUGCAGUUCCAAAAUGCCGAGCCUUCACUCAUCAGAUGGUUCAAUUCCUCAGCUCCCUGGAACAAAAUGGAAAAAUCACCUUAGUAGUCCUAGAACAGGAAAUGUCUAAACUUUUGGAUGACAUCAUUGUCUUUGACCCGCCUGACAUGGACAGCCAGACCCGCCACAUGGCCCUCAGCAGCCUCUUUAUGGAAGUCCUGAUGAUGAUGAACAACGCGACUGUUCCAACAGCAGAGUUCCUCCGGGGCAGUAUCCGGACCUGGAUUGGGCAGAAAGUGCACGGGCUGGUGGUGCUGCCCCUUUUAACAGCAGCCUGCCAGAGCCUGGCUUCCGUCCGCCACAUGGCUGAGACCACAGAAGCCUGCAUCACUGCCUACUUCAAAGAAGGCUCCCUCAAUCAGAAUUUAGGAUGGGGCCCCAUUCUGGUGUCCCUUCAAGUUCCUGAGCUUACCAUAGAAGAAUUUCUGCAGGAGUGCCUGUCCCUUGGCAGUUACUUGACUCUUUAUGUCUACUUGCUUCAGUGUUUAAAUAGCGAACAGACUCUGAGGAAUGAAAUGAAAGUGCUGCUCACCUUAAGCAAGUGGUUGGAACAGGUCUAUCCAAGCUCUAUGCAGGAAGAAGCAAAGCUGUUUUUGUGGUGGCACCAAGUUCUGCAGCUGUCCCUGAUCCAGACGGAGCAGAAUGACUCGGUCUUGACAGAAUCCGUCAUUCGAAUUCUGCUCAUGCUUCAGAGCAGACAGAACUUGCUGGCUGAGGAGAGGCUUAGCUCUGGGAUUCUGGGGGCAAUUGGGCUGGGCCGGAAGUCGCCCUUAUCUAACAGGUUCCGAGUGGUUGCCCGAGGCAUGGCCGCCUUCCUUUCAGUUCAGGUUCCUACUGAGGACCAGAUCCGUUUGAAGCCUGGCUCUGAAUUACAUCUGACGCCGAAAGCUCAGCAGGCUCUGAAUGCUCUUGAAUCCUUGACAUCAAGUAAGCAGUAUGGUGAAUACCAGGAGCAGAUAUCGCAAGCUGCACAAUUUAUAAAGCAUCCUGGCCAUUGCCUCCAAGAUGGGAAAAGCUUCCUGGCUCUUCUUGUUAACUGUCUCUAUCCAGAAGUGCAUUUUUUGGACAACAUACGAUAGUAACACUGAGGCUCUUGAAAAAUGCUGUUGCUGUUUAUGUUUACAUUUAACUUUGCUGUUGCACAAGUAACUUUGCUCAGAGCUCAGUUCGGCCAAUGAGUUAGUUGACUGAGAUGCAAAUUGAGAGGCACUAGAUAAUUCUGUUGUGCAUGUGCACAUGUGUACGUGUUUGUGUUUUCUUAGCUUCUAAAACUUCCUGGGGACUUUUUAGUUUUUAUGUUCAUCCAACAAGAGAAACUUACUAAGUUCCACUUGGGUGCAGAGCCACUUCCAGUUGCUGGAUAUCCCAGUCAUCUCACAGGACCCCUGGAUAGAGUUCUUUUGUAUGUCUCCACUUCUGUCUUCUCCUAUUUUAUUUAGAUGUCAAGUCUCCUGUGCCAGAUCCAACUACUUUAGGAAUCAUCUAGAACCCUCACCUUUGAACCCCAUUUGUGUUUCUUCAGAGUAAAACAAGCUUUGAAAGUUUCUGCCCUUCUCAAAUGUGGGGAAAUAACACCAGCUUAAAAAUAUUAUUUCUCUCAGAAGGGAGAUAAGAAUGCUGAAUUAAAGUGAGUCAUUGUGUAAAAUGUGGCCACUGGAUCCUCAUUAUAAUGGACAGCAGAGAUGGUGACAAGCCCAUUUCCAUCUAGCCAUGUGUCCUCAUGGAGACAUCUGUGUAAAUUGGGGGUGGUACACUGGGGGUCUGUGGUGAGUAUACCAUGCACGGGUGUGUUUUGUUUGGUCCACAUGGGUGGAAAGUGUAGACAGGGCUUAUUCUUUCCAGUUCACUAUAGACAUACAUUCCCUUUGGUCCUACCCCAGCCCAUUCCUUCAUCCACAUCACUUACCUGGCCCCUGUAGAUAUCUAAAUUUGCAACUCUUGAUAGACACCAAGUUUGAUAUCUGAAGGCCCUGCUGUCAAGAGAGACAGAGACAGAGACCCUGAUUCUCUGUUCCCUGCUUAUUUCUUCACUCCGUAUUUAAGCUCAAAUGAAGCUUGCAAACCUGCUGAAACACUUUUCUGUGGAAACUGGGUCAGGUCAGGAGACUUAACUGAAAUUUGGCUUUUUUUCAGUAGCCAUGUGCCUUUUGUUGUUACCAGUUCAUUCGUUACCAAAGCCUGUGUGUAAUGCCGCCUUGUUCUGUUGCCAUCUUCUCUAGUCAUUUCCCUCAGGAAUGAGCAGUUUAACUUCUGAUGUCAUAUUCAUAAUUCUGUUGGCUCAAAAUUGAUUUUGUCUGUCCAGCUUGUAUAAUGUGUCUUUUGCUUAUGGGUUAUCUGUAGCCUAAGGAUAUUUACCUAAGCUUUUAGCAGGGGGACAGGGAUGUAGGUUAAAAACGGAGUCAUAAUCUCUUUCAAAUAUCCUUUUGGAGUGCUUCCCUCAGCAUUUAGAGGUGUGUAGGAGCUGUUCUUCAUUUUGAACUUCUUUAGUUGGACAGAACAGUUCUGCCUAGCAGACAUGCUCUGAUAAAGAUCAUCCCUGUUCAGUUUUGUAGGCCACGAAGUGUCCAUCUCAGAGGGGCGCAUCUCAGAGCUUUCCUUGUUUUUGCUUCUCUCCAUUUUCAGAAUCAAUCAUCUUACCUGAGCUGUGUAUAAGAAAAUUUUAGAAGCUGUGGACAGUUUAAUGGCUGAUUUGGCAACCAAGAUUUUAUGACAGGAAAUAUUUUGUGUGCUCUUUUCUUUGAGGAGGAUGUAAUUAUUGAUAUCCUAGAAUGUGAAAUUUUUGAGAGACAGUAUGUACAUUCUAAAGAAAAUUAUGAUUAAUCUAUUAAUUUUUGAAGGUUUAUAAUAUUUAUAAUGUAUUUGGUCUGUAAAAAUCAUAAAAAAAUAAAAUCAAUCUUUGGUUGUAGCUGGUAAGAAUUUGAUUUUUAGGGAUAUCACACUAUCUUGUAAAGUACUCCAGUGGUUAAAGUUGAUGCAGAUUUUUAUGCCUAAUGUCAUCUAAUUGAUCUGACACUGUAACUUGAUUAACAGAGAUGGUGGGUGAAAAUGAUUCCUCUCUGACACCUUCAUGCUUAACAGUGGAAGGUUUACUCACUGCAUAGGUUCCUUUGAGAGGCUCUGGGCUAAGAAAGUGCUUGAAAGACAGAGAUAGUUCAGAAGGUGGCAAUGCUGCUGUAGCCUCCUGGCAAAUAAUAGACCUGGGCAACAGCAGCCUGCCCAUUGGCUUUCAAGAAUAAUGAACCUUUGCUUGCGAAAAUAGUUGGCCUCCAGAGAGCACACGGCCACAAAGACAGUUAUGGGGGCUGCAUGUAGAUACCUGGAUCAAGCAAGACCAAGGCCGCCUCUGUGCUGAGCAGUGUUGAAGGUGAAUGAGUGAAUGUGCGUGUGCCACAGACUUUCUCCGCAUGUGGCCAUCAGUGGCUUCCAGUUCAUAUAGGAAUGUGUCACAGCUUCCUGGUCUCGAUGAAAAGCACCUCUUCUUCUCCACUUGUCUCUCCCCACUCUGCGGUACUUAAAGGACGGGUCAGAGAGGCACACUUGAUUCCCCAAUCUCCUGGCUCUACCACCUAACUCUGCAACAAGUGAACACCGUCAGGGGCUGGAAGGCACAGACACUAAGGGAGGGAGGUCCUGCUGUGUCUACUUAUCCUGACGGAGGAGCCAGGACCCACCCUUAUGUGUUCCCAGAGCUCCUGGGCACACAGAGGACCUCGGCCCCGAGGCACGACUCCUUUCACAGUUUCAUGAUCAGUUAGUUGGCUCAGUCAUGUCUGCCUCCCUGGGGGCUGGCUGGCUCUCUCAGUUCUUUGAGGGAAGCCUAGUCCAGAAAACGAAAGCCUCCAAAGCAGCCUAACCUCACUUUAACCAAGUGCCAACCUCAUUCCUCCCAAUCAAUCACCAAAAUCAGUGUCUCCACGUUGUACAAGUAGAGUGUUCAUGCCCAUCCUUUUGAAUGAAGGUGAUGCACAGAUUUCUACUGGAUUUUUAAUCUUAAAAGUAAUGAUUUCUUCUGGAGCAGGAAGCGAAUGUCAUAGAAUCAUGACUUUUAAAGUCCACAGGGGCCUUAAAGCUUGUCUCAUCCCACCUGUCACUCAGCAGGGAUUCCCAGCCCUGACCCUCCAGCUUCUCCUCUGCCCUUUCCUGUGGUCGGUAGUCCUGUCCCUCUUGGGCAGCCCAGGCAGCCGUUGGCGGGCUGUUUGUAGUUCUGCUCUAUAGUGAGCUGAGACUGGCCUCCUGGUGACAUUGGUCACAGUUCUGCUGAGCAGGCCAGGCGGGGGCUGCUCUCCUACAUCAAGACAAACCUGUGGACAUUUUCAGACCUCGUCGCAUCUCUGACCCUGCCUGCCCACCCCACUCUUAGUCUUCAGGCUGCAUGCCUAGUGCCUUUAAUUAGUCCUCUUCCCCCGCAAUGUCUAAUAGGGCUGCACUUCGGGAAAAGUUCCCAGAUUAGCCCAUGUUAUUCUAAAAGGGCUGUGCCCAGGAUUAGCAGGGCCAGGACUCGAGUGAGACAAAUGAGGCACUGCGGGCACAAAUUUAAGGUGGCACUUGCCUGCAGGUGCCAGGAGAGUGUGCCUCCUUACAUUUUGUGCCCUCAGCCUGGUCCCUGCCCUGGGGGUUGGUCACACUAGUGUGGGCCAAGCAGCGAAGUUCGCUUCCCUGGACACUCGGGUGGCAUCGGCUCUCCCUGGCUGUGCCCUAUGGUUGGCACAUUCAACUAGUGGCAAGUUCAAACUCAGUUUAACAUCAGUUGUUGCUAAAGAAUGGUCUCGUCACCUAUCUGCUUGAUAGGCCUAACAGUAAGGCCCUUUGCACUUAUCCUUUAAAACUGUCUGCUCUUCAUUUUGGGCCAAACUUUACAGCUUAUUUUGAGAUAGCUGAAAUUUUUCUGCUCAGUUAACUUUGUCUUACUAAGCAAAGUGGAGUGUAUGAUGUUGGAAAUAAGCAUGUUGCUUAAAAAAAAACAAAAGGUCUCCUGCUGUGAUCUUCCUUUUGCAUCUGGGUCGUGCUGGGUCAAGUUCUUGGCUUACAGCCAGGCACUAAUACUGACCCUGUUCUGGUCAGCGAUGAUCCUCAUAUGUUAUAGAGUCAUCAUGUGUCCUGUAGAUGCUAUCGUCCAAGUUUCCUUCAGUCUGGAUAGGUUCCUGAUUUCUGAUGACAGUUACUUGAAAAAAAAUCAAGUUAAACUACUGACCCUAUUUUGGGAUAAUGAAAUCACUAAGGAAUGUUGUUGAUUAUAACUUUUAUUUUUUAAUGUACAGAUGUCAUAUCUCUCAUUGAGCACUGAGGGUUAGAAUUUAUUUUUCUUUUGAUGGCUUAAAAAUCACUUAUGUGGCAACAAAUAUUUCUUAAGUCUGUUCACCUCUUUUUCCUUCUAACAUGUCUAGUGUGGCCUUUAAAACUUAUUUUGGUCAUUAAAUGUGCAAUAUUCACUUCUUAUUCAUUGUUGAGCAUUUUACAUGCUUGUACAAAGGAUGAGUUUUUAUAUAAUGAUGAGAAACAGGAAGAAAUGAGAAUUGGUUAAGUAAAAUUCUACAAAUAAACUAGAUUCAAAUUUAAUGUACACAUGGUGGACACGUCUCAUUUUUGGCAAGUUGGUUGGCAGAUCUUUUCAUCCAGAAAUCACACUAAGAAAAGUGUGAAAUUAGAAUGGUUGUAAUGGGUAGAAUCUAUAUUCUGUGACAUUUCACCAAAAUGGACAAGGCCUCUACUUUCAAAGUGAAUUUAAAACUUGGGGGGUAGAAGAAUUGGCAUGGACAGGAGGCCACCUGGUGACCCCAGAGAGCUCAGGAGAGCUAUGAGGGUCUGUAAUGUGGUUGUGACCUUGGUAGGAGGAGGGACAUGAAGCUGCACAAAGGCUCUACCACCUGAGUUCCUGGGUGGGGGUGCUGGUGCCUCUGGGAUGGCCAAGCUGCCAGGGAAGGGCAGUGUAACCUGAGCUUGGUCGUGUCUGCUCUGGAAAUCACUUCCGCAUUGGAAUGCCUGGGAGUUCUUCAUUAGUGUUCGUUUUCAUUAACAGUUGUAAGACACAUCUGGAAUGGACCAGAGUAUGGUGGGAGGGUCUGCACAUUUGAUUUGGGACUAACAUCAAUUUGGGAUUUCUCCUGGACAGGGCCCUGUGUGUAUGGUGUGUUUCCCCCACCCAUCCACCCUUGUCAGGGUUUGGCUUCCCUUUCCAGAUAGAACCACAGGAUUUAUGGGUUGGAAAGUGGCUAGAGGCAAGUUGUCCCACCUCCUAGUGUAGC
Messenger RNA from Diceros bicornis minor, 12970 nucleotides. It is a transcript of the gene EPG5, whose product is annotated as ectopic P-granules 5 autophagy tethering factor. Gene Ontology annotation, cellular component: cytoplasm. The transcript is spliced from 44 exons. Gene Ontology annotation, biological process: autophagosome maturation. NCBI's taxonomy places the organism in Eukaryota, Metazoa, Chordata, Mammalia, Perissodactyla, Rhinocerotidae. The record is from RefSeq and is a predicted model, not a curated record. The coding region runs from base 71 to 7807 and encodes 2578 amino acids.